Caenorhabditis bovis is the source of this 873-nucleotide messenger RNA. The record is from the annotation of a GenBank genome assembly. NCBI's taxonomy places the organism in Eukaryota, Metazoa, Nematoda, Chromadorea, Rhabditida, Rhabditidae.
AUGCUUAUGCGAGGAAUCAGAUUUCAGGUUGAAGAAGUCGCACCAGUCUCAUUUCCAGAUCUUACAUCAGCAGGCAAUUGUCAUCCGGAAUGCAACGGAGGUUGUACGGAAUCAAAUUCGGCGUCGUCGUGUUUCGCGUGCAAACACCUCACGCAAACGCUCAGAAACAAAGCGGGCAACGGCUACAAAUGCGUUCAAAAAUGCGACGACACUUAUUAUCUGGAUGGCGAUAAUUGCAAAAUGUGCUCAUCGCAUUGUCAUACGUGCUCGAAAGCAGAAGUGUGCGAAACGUGUCCGGGAUCGUUGUUGCUCAUCGACGUCGAGAAUCUGCCGCACUACGAGCACGGCAAAUGCGUAUCAUCGUGUCCGCAGGGUCUUGUCGCUGAUUAUGAAUCGAAUUUGGUGCAAGCGCGCUGCAUUUGGCGCAAAGAUUUGUGCGGCGAAGGGUACUACAUCAACGCCGUCGGCAAAUGCGACAUUUGCGAUAGCGCGUGCAAAACGUGCACCGCGCCGGGACCGAUGAGCUGCGAUGAAUGCGCGAGCGGCUAUGGAAAAGGCUCGAUCGGAUAUUGCCGACCGUGUUGCGCCGACGGCGGAGCCAAAGAUUGGCAUUGCGAGGAUUGCUCGACGAGUGCCGCGAUUGGACCGCGAGAAGAACGCUCAUUUCUCAUCACAUUCCUUUGGCUGAUAUUCAUCGUUGGAAUCGCGAUCGCGUGCGGCGCGGCAUUCUGCAAAUGCUGGAAAGAGACUGGCGGCAAGAACGUCGACUACACACCGUUGCCGAGGUACAACGCGGUCGAUGAGAAUGUGAAUUUAGGAGUCGAUAGCGACGAUGAAGACGAGACAUUCACGCCAGUCACUCAACAAUUAUAG